Messenger RNA from Coregonus sp. 'balchen', 11278 nucleotides. The record is from the annotation of a GenBank genome assembly. NCBI's taxonomy places the organism in Eukaryota, Metazoa, Chordata, Actinopteri, Salmoniformes, Salmonidae.
GUGGCCGUGACGCUAGCAGCUUCUUGCAACCUGACAGCACUGGAGCUCACUGCUCUCUGCAGACCGGUGGUUCCACAACUACAAAACAUAAAACAAUCAUCAACACAGCAACUUCAAACCACCUUCAAAAACAGGCAGCCAGAAGCUGCAUGCAGCAAUGUGAUUAUUGCUCACAAACUGGCUAGAAAGUGUUGAUAAAUCACAAACUGGCUAGCAAGUGUUGAUAAAUCACUGUUCAUUUUGAGAUACUCCAGUAACUGCACAGAUCAUACAUUUCUGCUACCUACACUGAACAGAAAUAUAAACGCCAUGUAAAGUGUUGGUCCCAUGUUUCAUGAGCUGAAAUAAAAAAUUGCAGAAAAAGCUUAUUUCUCUCAAAUUUUGUACACAAACCUGUUAGUGAGCAUUUCUCCUUUGCCAAGAUAAUCCAUCCACCUGACAGGCGUGGCAUAUCAAGAAGCUGAUUAAACAGCAUGAUCAUUACACAGGUGCACCUUGUGCUAAAACAAUAAAAGGCUACUUUAAAAUGUGCAGUUUUGUCACACAUACAAUGCCACAGAUGUUUCAAGUUGAGGGAGCAUGUAAUUGGCAUGCUUACUGCAGGAAUGUCCACCAGAGCUGUUGCCAGAGAAUUGAAUGUUCAUUUCUACCAUUAACUGCCUCCAAUGUCGUUUUAGAGAAUUUGGCAGUACGUCCAAACGGCAUCACAACCACAGACCACCCGUAAACACGCCAGCCCAGGACCUCCACAUCCGGCUUCUUCACCUGCGGGAUCGUCUGAGGGGGGUGCUGAGGAGUAUUUCUGUCAGUAAUGAAGCCCUUUUGUGGGGAAAACUCAUUCUGAUUGGCUGGGCCUGACUCCCCAGUGGGCUCCCCUAUGCCCUCCCAUGGCUGGGCCUGACUCCCCAGUGGGCUCCCCUAUGCCCUCCCAGGCCCACCCAUGGCUGCACCCCUGCCCAGUCAUGUGGAAUCCAUAGAUUAGGGAAAAAUGAAUUUAUUUCAAUUGACUCAUUUCCUUACAUGAACUGUAACGCGGUAAAAUCUCUGAAAUUGUUGCGUUUAUAUUUUUGUUCAGUACAGACAGCUAACAAACUAGCUAGCUAAUCGGUUUAGUGAAGUGUAGCAAACUGGCAGUAUAUCUAAAUCCAGACUACCAGUCCUCAAACUAGCAUCAUUAAAUAACGUUAUCUAGCUAGCUAGCUGUCAAUUGCAUGCAUGGGAUUUCGUAUAAAAAAGCGACAUACUUACAUUGAGCCUCCUGCAUUCAAAGAACCAGCAACCUGUUGGCAAAUACUCCUGACAGAAUUAGAUAAUAUACAGUUUAAUGUAUACAUGAUUAGCUAAUAUAUUUUAGCUACUGGAAACCAGCACGUUAGCUAGCGUUACACAACAACAUGUGUGACAUUGAGGAGGUUUCCACUAGAUAGCACAGUCACAAAGUCAGAAUUGGCUAUAUCGUAAAUUUUCAUGAAAACAGACAUUUGCUUUUUGGUCUUAAUUUAAAGUUAGGGUUAGGCAUACGGUUAGCAGUGUGGUUAGGUUUAAAAUCAGAUUAUAAGAAGAUACAUUGUAGAAAUAGGCGGGAUUCCUGACUUUGUGACUGUAGUAACUAGUGACGGAUCCAUUUAGUAUGACGCGUUUCCUGGAAUAGUACAUUAUCCAUAAUGUGGGGGAGCGAUACAAAUGAGAUGAACAUAUUUAGUUCUAAAAUCUUAUCCAUAAACCUUUUUAUUUCUACAUUAAAUGUAUCUAAGAUCAAUUUAAACAAAUAUAUUUCAAUGAAGCUACAUCUUAAUAUUUAUUUAUUUCAAACUACAUUUAUCUUCAUUUCCUCUAUCCCUUUUUCCUUACGCCCUUCUUCGCAGAGGUUUGUGGGUAGAACCUGGAGAAUCAAGAUGGCAGCGCCCUGCUCGAGGAUUUUGAGUCGCCCCUUAUGGCAAUUUAUUACAAAUGUCGGACGGACAGGGCUAAAACAUACAGGAGUUCGUCAAAUUUCUCUCAGUUAUGCUUGUCGAGCUGCAACGCAGACCAAAAGUAAAACGGAAAGCGUCGCGUCACCGUGGAAGGUGUACGGGGCGGUGUGUCUACAGAGGCUGCCUGUCAUAUCACAGGAGCGGAACCCGAUCGAAGACCAAUUCGCUGAGCUCAUGCAUCAGGUAAAUGUGUUUUCAUUAAUUUGUCAAUGGCAGUAGUCACUAGUAGUUUUAGGCUAGAAUAAAACCCUGCGCAUUGUUGCUCUCCAUUGUUUUGCUCCAGGGUUCGAAUUAAGGGUGAGCCGGGGGGGGGGGGGGCUCAACUCCUCUGAAUGAAGAGUUAGCUCCCCUGAAUGCAACACACUUUGUUGGUGUGUCUCUAAAUAAUGCUAAUUUAACCAUUCUUCUCUCGGUCUAAAAUGCAGUGGUAAAUAUGUUUUACAGCGGAUAAUAUGAAACUAAAAGCUUCCAAAUGAAACGAACACCCCCACCUCUCUGUCAUGGUUUAAACCAUUUAUUUCUGUGGAAGUGCUGUCCACUCAGUAGUGCUGAAUUCCGACCUCGGCUGAGCUCCUUUACGCAUCGAUUUGCCUUUGUACUUAUUCAUUUUCGCUAUUAGAUUGCCAUGCAUCCAUCCUUGAUUUAAAAAAAAUCCCUUUAUUCCAAUGCAUUAGAUUUAUCCGUUGAUGUGUCAUUGUUUGCGUUUGUCAGUCAGCUGUUUAGAGCGCUCAUUGCUUUGUUUUUCAGGUGUGUGCGGGUACAGAUGUUCUCUGUGCUAUCCGUGGGCAGUAGACCAUUUAUUUAGCUUUAUUUUUUAUCAAUCUUUAUUUUUCUUUCCUGGUUCAGCUGAUGUAGUCCCGUGUAGCUCAGUUGGUAGAGCAUGGCAUUUGAAACGCCAGGGUUGUGGGUUCGUUUCCCACGGGGGACCAGUAUGAAAAAAAAAAAUGUAUGCACUCACUAACUGUAAGAGUGUCUGCUAAAUGACUAAAAAAUAAAAUAACAAUAUAUAUAAAAAUGAUGAAUUAUUUUGGAGUGGAUGAACAUGCACAGCUAGCCUACUUAUUGAAGUGAUUUGUUUGACAAUCAGAUGAAAACAUCAUGACUGGUUGUGUUCAUGCCACAUUAAAAGGUAAUUCAUUUUUACAGUUUAAAUGAGGUCUUUGUUAAAGUCCUGGUCUCCAAGAGCCCCUCUCUCUCCUCAGGGAAGAUGUAGAUGGUAUUAUAAAGGCCUGGUCUCCAAGAGCCCCCCUCUCCUCAGGGAAGAUGUAGAUGGUAUUAUAAAGGCCUGGUCUCCAAGAGCCCCCCUCUCCUCGGGGAAGAUGUAGAUGGUAUUAUAAAGGCCUGGUCUCCAAGAGCCCCUCUCUCCGCAGGGAAGAUGUAGAUGGUAUUAUAAAGGCCUGGUCUCCAAGAGCCCCUCUCUCCUCGGGGAAGAUGUAGAUGGUAUUAUAAAGGCCUGGUCUCCAAGAGCCCCCCUCUCCUCGGGGAAGAUGUAGAUGGUAUUAUAAAGGCCUGGUCUCUAAGAGCCCCUCUCUCCGCAGGGAAGAUGUAGAUGGUAUUAUAAAGGCCUGGUCUCCAAGAGCCCCUCUCUCCUCGGGGAAGAUGUAGAUGGUAUUAUAAAGGCCUGGUCUCCAAGAGCCCCCCUCUCCUCAGGGAAGAUGUAGAUGGUAUUAUAAAGGCCUGGUCUCCAAGAGCCCCCCUCUCCUCAGGGAAGAUGUAGAUGGUAUUAUAAAGGCCUGGUCUCCAAGAGCCCCCCUCUCCUCAGGGAAGAUGUAGAUGGUAUUAUAAAGGCCUGGUCUCCAAGAGCCCCUCUCUCCGCAGGGAAGAUGUAUUACUGGUGUGUAAAUAUAAAUGAGAGGCUGCCAUCUUUGUGAUAUCCUAAUCCCAGAUGGAGCUGGAGAGAAGCUUGCUGUCGGAACAUGAACAGAGGCUCCUGGAGGACUCGGAGCGUAUGAGGCGUAAACAGGCAGACAACUAUGAUUCAGAUGAGGAGGAGGCAGACUUCGGUGGCCAGGAGACCAUCACAGCUCAGGACCAGGAGGACACCUGGGAACAGAAUCUCAAACGCUUCCAACCUGCUCUCAGAGCCAGAGGUAGGAAUCAGAGGUUGUCCUAAAUGGCACCCUAUUCCCUACACACUAGUAUGACUACUAUGCAUACAAAACAUUAGGAACAAAUCAAAUAAUAAAUCAAAUGUUGUUGGUCACAUGCUUCAUGAACAACAGGUGUAGACUAGCAGUGAAAUGCUUCAUGAACAACAGGUGGAGACUAGCAGUGAAAUGCUUCAUGAACAACAGGUGUAGACUAGCAGUGAAAUGCUUCAUGAACAACAGGUGGAGACUAGCAGUGAAAUGCUUCAUGAACAACAGGUGGAGACUAGCGGUGAAAUGCUUCAUGAACAACAGGUGGAGACUAGCAGUGAAAUGCUUCAUGAACAACAGGUGGAGACUAGCAGUGAAAUGCUUCAUGAACAACAGGUGGAGACUAGCAGUGAAAUGCUUCAUGAACAACAGGUGGAGACUAGCAGUGAAAUGCUUCAUCAACAACAGGUGGAGACUAGCAGUGAAAUGCUUCAUGAACAACAGGUGGAGACUAGCAGUGAAAUGCUUCAUGAACAACAGGUGGAGACUAGCAGUGAAAUGCUUCAUCAACAACAGGUGGAGACUAGCAGUGAAAUGCUUCAUGAACAACAGGUGGAGACUAGCAGUGAAAUGCUUCAUGAACAACAGGUGGAGACUAGCAGUGAAAUGCUUCAUCAACAACAGGUGUAGACUAGCAGUGAAAUGCUUCAUGAACAACAGGUGGAGACUAGCAGUGAAAUGCUUCAUGAACAACAGGUGUAGACUAGCAGUGAAAUGCUUCAUGAACAACAGGUGGAGACUAGCAUUGAAAUGCUUCAUGAACAACAGGUGGAGACUAGCAGUGAAAUGCUUCAUCAACAACAGGUGUAGACUAGCAGUGAAAUGCUUCAUGAACAACAGGUGUAGACUAGCAGUGAAAUGCUUCAUGAACAACAGGUGUAGACUAGCAGUGAAAUGCUUCAUGAACAACAGGUGUAGACUAGCAGUGAAAUGCUUCAUGAACAACAGGUGUAGACUAGCAGUGAAAUGCUUCAUGAACAACAGGUGUAGACUAGCAGUGAAAUGCUUCAUGAACAACAGGUGGAGACUAGCAGUGAAAUGCUUCAUGAACAACAGGUGGAGACUAGCAGUGAAAUGCUUCAUCAACAACAGGUGGAGACUAGCAGUGAAAUGCUUCAUGAACCACAGGUGGAGACUAGCAGUGAAAUGCUUCAUGAACAACAGGUGGAGACUAGCAGUGAAAUGCUUCAUGAACAACAGGUGGAGACUAGCAGUGAAAUGCUUCAUGAACAACAGGUGUAGACUAGCAGUGAAAUGCUUCAUGAACAACAGGUGGAGACUAGCGGUGAAAUGCUUCAUGAACAACAGGUGGAGACUAGCAGUGAAAUGCUUCAUGAACCACAGGUGUAGACUAGCAGUGAAAUGCUUCAUGAACAACAGGUGGAGACUAGCAGUGAAAUGCUUCAUGAACCACAGGUGGAGACUAGCAGUGAAAUGCUUCAUGAACAACAGGUGGAGACUAGCAGUGUAAUGCUUCAUGAACAACAGGUGGAGACUAGCAGUGAAAUGCUUCAUGAACCACAGGUGUAGACUAGCAGUGAAAUGCUUCAUGAACAACAGGUGUAGACUAGCAGUGAAAUGCUUCAUGAACAACAGGUGUAGACUAGCAGUGAAAUGCUUCAUGAACAACAGGUGGAGACUAGCAGUGAAAUGCUUCAUGAACCACAGGUGGAGACUAGCAGUGAAAUGCUUCAUGAACAACAGGUGGAGACUAGCAGUGUAAUGCUUCAUGAACAACAGGUGGAGACUAGCAGUGAAAUGCUUCAUGAACCACAGGUGGAGACUAGCAGUGAAAUGCUUCAUGAACAACAGGUGGAGACUAGCAGUGAAAUGCUUCAUGAACAACAGGUGUAGACUAGCAGUGAAAUGCUUCAUGAACAACAGGUGUAGACUAGCAGUGAAAUGCUUCAUGAACAACAGGUGGAGACUAGCAGUGAAAUGCUUCAUGAACAACAGGUGGAGACUAGCAGUGAAAUGCUUCAUGAACAACAGGUGGAGACUAGCAGUGAAAUGCUUCAUGAACAACAGGUGGAGACUAGCAGUGAAAUGCUUCAUGAACAACAGGUGGAGACUAGCAGUGAAAUGCUUCAUGAACAACAGGUGUAGACUAGCAGUGAAAUGCUAUAGUGCACUACACUACUUCUAGUCAGGGCCCUUUGUAUGUAGAUGGUGCCGUAGGCCCGGCAGUAUAGACCUGAUUUAAUGGCUCUGUCAACAGAUGAGACACUGACAUCUACAUUGACAUGGUAGUCAUUCAGCAGACGCUCUUAUCCAGAGACUGACAUCUACAUUGACAUGUAACUCUCUGUUCCAGUGCUUUGAUAAUCAAACUGACAUGUAACUCUGUGUUCCAGUGCGUUGAUAAUCAAACUGACAUGUAACUCUCUGUUCCAGUGCGUUGAUAAUCAAACUGACAUGUAACUCUCUGUUCCAGUGCGUUGAUAAUCAAACUGACAUGUAACUCUGUGUUCCAGUGCGUUGAUAAUCAAACUGACAUGUAACUCUCUGUUCCAGUGCGUUGAUAAUCAAACCGACAUGUAACUCUGUGUUCCAGUGAAUUGAUAAUCAAACUGACAUGUAACUCUCUGUUCCAGUGCGUUGAUAAUCAAACUGACAUGUAACUCUGUGUUCCAGUGCGUUGAUAAUCAAACUGACAUGUAACUCUCUGUUCCAGUGCGUUGAUAAUCAAACUGACAUGUAACUCUCUGUUCCAGUGCGUUGAUAAUCAAACCGACAUUUAACUCUGUGUUCCAGUGCGUUGAUAAUCAAACUGACAUGUAACUCUGUUUUCCAGUGCGUUGAUAAUCAAUCCGACAUGUAACUCUGUGUUCCAGUGCGUUGAUAAUCAAUCCGACAUGUAACUCUGUGUUCCAGUGCGUUGAUAAUCAAACCGACAUGUAACUCUGUGUUCCAGUGCGUUGAUAAUCAAACUGACAUGUAACUCUCUGUUCCAGUGCGUUGAUAAUCAAACUGACAUGUAACUCUGUUCCAGUGCGUUGAUAAUCAAACCGACAUGUAACUCUGUGUUCCAGUGCGUUGAUAAUCAAACUGACAUGUAACUCUGUUCCAGUGCGUUGAUAAUCAAACUGACAUGUAACUCUGUUCCAGUGCGUUGAUAAUCAAACUGACAUGUAACACUGUUCCAGUGCGUUGAUAAUCAAACUGACAUGUAACUCUGUUCCAGUGCGUUGAUAAUCAAACUGACAUGUAACUCUGUGUUCCAGUGCGUUGAUAAUCAAACUGACAUGUAACUCUGUGUUCCAGUGCGUUGAUAAUCAAACUGACAUGUAACUCUGUGUUCCAGUGCGUUGAUAAUCAAACUGACAUGUAACUCUGUUCCAGUGCGUUGAUAAUCAAACCGACAUGUAACUCUGUGUUCCAGUGCGUUGAUAAUCAAACUGACAUGUAACUCUGUGUUCCAGUGCGUUGAUAAUCAAACUGACAUGUAACUCUGUUCCAGUGCGUUGAUAAUCAAACUGACAUGUAACUCUGUGUUCCAGUGCGUUGAUAAUCAAACUGACAUGUAACUCUGUGUUCCAGUGCGUUGAUAAUCAAACCGACAUGUAACUCUGUGUUCCAGUGCGUUGAUAAUCAAACCGACAUGUAACUCUGUGUUCCAGUGCGUUGAUAAUCAAACCGACAUGUAACUCUGUUCCAGUGCGUUGAUAAUCAAACUGACAUGUAACUCUGUUCCAGUGCGUUGAUAAUCAAACUGACAUGUAACUCUGUGUUCCAGUGCGUUGAUAAUCAAACUGACAUGUAACUCUGUUCCAGUGCGUUGAUAAUCAAACUGACAUGUAACUCUGUUCCAGUGCGUUGAUAAUCAAACUGACAUGUAACUCUGUGUUCCAGUGCGUUGAUAAUCAAACCGACAUGUAACUCUCUGUUCCAGUGCGUUGAUAAUCAAACCGACAUGUAACUCUCUGUUCCAGUGCGUUGAUAAUCAAACCGACAUGUAACUCUGUGUUCCAGUGCGUUGAUAAUCAAACUGACAUGUAACUCUGUUCCAGUGCGUUGAUAAUCAAACCGACAUGUAACUCUGUUCCAGUGCGUUGAUAAUCAAACUGACAUGUAACUCUGUGUUCCAGUGCGUUGAUAAUCAAACUGACAUGUAACUCUGUGUUCCAGUGCGUUGAUAAUCAAACUGACAUGUAACUCUGUUCCAGUGCGUUGAUAAUCAAACUGACAUGUAACUCUGUUCCAGUGCGUUGAUAAUCAAACUGACAUGUAACUCUGUUCCAGUGCGUUGAUAAUCAAACUGACAUGUAACUCUGUGUUCCAGUGCGUUGAUAAUCAAACUGACAUGUAACUCUGUUCCAGUGCGUUGAUAAUCAAACUGACAUGUAACUCUGUGUUCCAGUGCGUUGAUAAUCAAACUGACAUGUAACUCUGUGUUCCAGUGCGUUGAUAAUCAAACUGACAUGUAACUCUGUGUUCCAGUGCGUUGAUAAUCAAACUGACAUGUAACUCUGUUCCAGUGCGUUGAUAAUCAAACCGACAUGUAACUCUGUGUUCCAGUGCGUUGAUAAUCAAACUGACAUGUAACUCUGUGUUCCAGUGCGUUGAUAAUCAAACUGACAUGUAACUCUGUGUUCCAGUGCGUUGAUAAUCAAACUGACAUGUAACUCUGUGUUCCAGUGCGUUGAUAAUCAAACCGACAUGUAACUCUGUUCCAGUGCGUUGAUAAUCAAACUGACAUGUAACUCUGUUCCAGUGCGUUGAUAAUCAAACCGACAUGUAACUCUGUGUUCCAGUGCGUUGAUAAUCAAACUGACAUGUAACUCUGUUCCAGUGCGUUGAUAAUCAAACUGACAUGUAACUCUGUGUUCCAGUGCGUUGAUAAUCAAACUGACAUGUAACUCUGUUCCAGUGCGUUGAUAAUCAAACUGACAUGUAACUCUGUGUUCCAGUGCGUUGAUAAUCAAACUGACAUGUAACUUUGUGUUCCAGUGCGUUGAUAAUCAAACUGACAUGUAACUCUGUGUUCCAGUGCGUUGAUAAUCAAACCGACAUGUAACUCUGUGUUCCAGUGCGUUGAUAAUCAAACCGACAUGUAACUCUGUGUUCCAGUGCGUUGAUAAUCAAACCGACAUGUAACUCUGUUCCAGUGCGUUGAUAAUCAAACUGACAUGUAACUCUGUUCCAGUGCGUUGAUAAUCAAACUGACAUGUAACUCUGUGUUCCAGUGCGUUGAUAAUCAAACUGACAUGUAACUCUGUUCCAGUGCGUUGAUAAUCAAACUGACAUGUAACUCUGUUCCAGUGCGUUGAUAAUCAAACUGACAUGUAACUCUGUGUUCCAGUGCGUUGAUAAUCAAACUGACAUGUAACUCUGUGUUCCAGUGCGUUGAUAAUCAAACCGACAUGUAACUCUGUUCCAGUGCGUUGAUAAUCAAACUGACAUGUAACUCUGUUCCAGUGCGUUGAUAAUCAAACCGACAUGUAACUCUGUGUUCCAGUGCGUUGAUAAUCAAACUGACAUGUAACUCUGUUCCAGUGCGUUGAUAAUCAAACUGACAUGUAACUCUGUUCCAGUGCGUUGAUAAUCAAACUGACAUGUAACUCUGUGUUCCAGUGCGUUGAUAAUCAAACUGACAUGUAACUCUGUGUUCCAGUGCGUUGAUAAUCAAACUGACAUGUAACUCUGUUCCAGUGCGUUGAUAAUCAAACUGACAUGUAACUCUGUUCCAGUGCGUUGAUAAUCAAACUGACAUGUAACUCUGUGUUCCAGUGCGUUGAUAAUCAAACUGACAUGUAACUCUGUUCCAGUGCGUUGAUAAUCAAACUGACAUGUAACUCUGUGUUCCAGUGCGUUGAUAAUCAAACUGACAUGUAACUCUGUGUUCCAGUGCGUUGAUAAUCAAACUGACAUGUAACUCUGUGUUCCAGUGCGUUGAUAAUCAAACCGACAUGUAACUCUGUGUUCCAGUGCGUUGAUAAUCAAACUGACAUGUAACUCUGUGUUCCAGUGCGUUGAUAAUCAAACUGACAUGUAACUCUGUGUUCCAGAUGUAGAUGGUACAGCACUGGGCUCAGUGGAGAGGUGUCUUGGAGACAGCCUGGUCCUGCUGGUACAGCAGACUGUUGGUAAAGAGAAGAUCUGGCUGCUGCCUCAGGCCCAGUGGGAGGCAGGGGAGACUCUCAGACAGACAGCAGAGAGAGCCUUCACCAGCCUGCCAGGUGAGACGUGUAGUAGAAAUUACUCUGCAUCCCAAAAUGCCUCCCUCUUUAGUACACUACUUUAUAGACCCUGGUCAAAAGUAGUGCUCUGAAUAGGGUGCUCUGAAUAGGGAGCCAUUUUGGGAUGCAGUGUUUCCUCUGGCAGACAUUUCCAUCAUGUGUCCAACAACAUAUGCAAGAUUCCAGCAUUAUCUGUGUAGAGCAGGGCUAUAUAUAUAUAUAUAUAUAUAUAUAUAUAUAUAUAUAUAUAUAUAUAUAUAUAUAUAUAUAUAUAUAUAUAUAUAUAUAUAUAUAUAUAUAUAUAACUACUAAUUCUGUAUCAAAUGAUAGAACCCUUCACCUAAACAUUACUGGUAUAUCAGUUAAGACUUAUUCUGUGUUCUCCAACUCUAUUCUAACUGCCAAACUAUUUUUCAUUCCAGAGGCUGAUUUCAAGGCUACGUUCCUUGGCAACACCCCCUGUGGAGUGUACAGGUACAAGUUCCCCAAAGAUGGCCGGACCGAGCGCAGCGUGGGAGCCAAGGUGUUCUUCUUCAAAGCUUUACUGUCAGGCGGUUCAGGCAGUCAGUCGGCCAGUCAGAAAGGACCUUUCCUGUGGUUGAAGAAGACUGAACUGCAGGGUUACCUGAAGCCAGCCUACUUGGAGAAGGUCAACCGCUUCAUACUCAACCUGUGAUGGACAGGAUCCGACGAGAGGUUACAGUUGUCUUUUAAAAUGUCAUCGUUGAGUCCUGGAAGUCAUACUUCUGUCAUUAGCAAACUGCUGUUUUCUCCCUCAUCCACUUUGUGUAUAAGAUAACAUGAUUAAAGUAUAUAAUUUUUUCCAACAUAUACCAUUUUUGAGUGUUGUCGGUAGGCCUAUAUCCGAGAGGAUAGAAACCCAGUCUCUUUGCCUAUGUGUUGUUGUUCUAUGCAGACAGGGUAUUGUCCUGUCCUCCACCAGAUGGCAGCAGAGAGACAGGAGGAGAGGCUGAUCAGAGAUCAGCUC